Molecule: messenger RNA, 2998 nt
Organism: Syngnathoides biaculeatus (alligator pipefish)
Lineage: Eukaryota; Metazoa; Chordata; Actinopteri; Syngnathiformes; Syngnathidae
Gene: gtf2a1l
Product: general transcription factor IIA, 1-like
Exons: 9
Coding region: 707-1978 (423 amino acids)
Biological process (GO): transcription by RNA polymerase II; transcription initiation at RNA polymerase II promoter
Cellular component (GO): transcription factor TFIIA complex
Source: RefSeq, a predicted model, not a curated record
GGGAAAAUUGAUUCUAAACCAUGUGGUGAACCCAAGUGUUCUCUUUAGACUACAGAUGAACAAAUGUUUGUGGUGAAGGACUGCAUUUGAAUUUGAACAUGGUCACAUGUUGCUUGGUCACUUUUACAUGACAUUUAUAGUAUAUUUAAAAAAAAAAAGAUGUGUAAGGUAAUCAUGAAACUAAUCUUUAAUUAGCUUUUUUGUUUUAUCAAAUUGAAUUUGGCCUUAAACAUAAAUUUUUUUUUUUUAAUUACAAUAAAUCAAAACAAAAAUAAAAGUGAUGAAAUCAAAUUCAGUUAAAAUAUUGCAACAAAUAUUUCAGGACUCUCUCUAAAUUGCUGUAAAUACUCAGUUGGCCUGAUUUAAAGAACAGAAUGGGUUUUAUGUAGCCCGUGGGCCAGACUUUGCCCAACCCCCGUUUCAGCCUACUACGAGUCAGUCGAAGUUAGCUUUGUCCAUGUUCAUUUUCCAAGUCACCCAUCCUCACAAGGAUCACGGGGGCGUGCCGCAGCCUAUCCCAGCUAACAUUGGGGGAAAGGCCGACUACACCCUGAACUGGUUGGCAGUCACAGGGCACAUAGUGACACCAUCCUUGAGCGAGAGUUGAUCCCACGCUACCUGCACUACAGUCAGUCGCGUGUACCACUACAUCAUCAAUGACUCCGCCAAGCUCUAUUUGUCAAUAAUCAAUGACGUGAUUGAGAGUAUGAGGGAGCUAUUCCUGGAUGAGGGUAUUGAAGACUGCAUCCUCGACAAUUUACGACAACUUUGGGAGACAAAAAUGAUGGAGUCAAAGACUAUGGAUGACUUCAGGAAGAACAACAUCGACUCUCCAGACUUUGUGCUGGAGCUUCCACCAAACUACAGCCGCAAUGAUGCAGAACUCACAGCUUCAGUAAUGAUGCCCGCAAGUCAGACUAAUCACAGUUUUCCUGUCAAGACCAACUCCGAGACACUUGCUACCUUUUCACUUCCUGCUGGCCUAUCUUACCCUGUGCAGAUACCUGCUGGAGUCACUCUACAAACAGCCUCCGGUCAACUUUACAAGGUCAAUGUUCCUGUUGUGGUUACUCAGGCCCCAGCCGGACAGCAAACGGUAUCCCAACCUCCACCGGCUUCAAUCCAAGUUGGUGAAACGCUCUCUCAGGAGCCACCGCCUGCCGCGACCAUUUUGCCCGACUCCUUGACACUGCCAGACGCUACUUUACCCCGCAGUCAGGAAAGCAGCUUUCCACAGCAAGACCCUAUCCCAAAGCCCACACCGAUUGGGGUAGGGUCUUCUCCAGAACAGGAAUCUGCACUGGCUGCGGGAGCGAGCCUGUCGAAUCCAGAGCCUGUGGACCUUAGCGUCAAAAGCUCUGCCGUCGGCCAGUUUUUCGAUACCCAGGAGGCUUUGACGAAGACCACUCCGUUCAAGAGCAGUGACGUUGAUGACAUCCUCAAAGAAUUCAUUAAAGAGGAGCGAGAAAAAGCAGCAAGGGCAAGGAAUUUGGCUCACGGCAAAUGUUGCGACCAGCCUGAAGCAAUUCUCGGGCUGGACCUGGACUUCAACUACAAUGAGCUAUCCGACAUCGUACAGCUGGAUGGUACGGCAGACAAUUCGGACCUGGAAGAGGAAGAAGUCGUGCCGCUGGAGCAGAAUGACUUCCUGGGUAUAAUCAACGCAGAGGCCAUCAAGGCUCUGCAGGAAGGAGUCGGGAGCAGUGAUGGGAACACCGCCUCUUCCAGCAGUGAUAGUGAAGGCGCUGAUGAGCUUGAACAUGUAGAAGAUGAGGAUCCAUUGAAUUCAGGUGACGAUGUGUUUGAACAAGACAUCCCAGAUCUGUUUGACUCAGAGAAUGUCAUUGUUUGCCAAUAUGACAAAUUGCAGAUUCACCGCAGCAAGAACCGCUGGAAGUUCCAUUUGAAAGAUGGCGUCAUGUGUUACGGUGGCAGGGAUUACGUGUUCUCUAAAGCUGUUGGGGAAGCAGAAUGGUAAUGCACUGCUCCAUCCAUUUUGUGUAGCAUUUAUCCUCACGAGGGUUGCAGCAGGUCAGGGCGGCCCAUCCCAGCCUACGUUUUAAGUGAGAGGUGACCCUGAACUGUCUGCUGGCCAAUCAUAGGGACUGCUACUUGUAAUAAAAAAACAAGAGAACAUGCUGCCUAAUUAGCUAUAUUGUAUUUAUUUUUUUAUUUAUUACUAUGAUUACAGAAGAAUCUACACAGAAAAUUACAGUAUUUUGGUUGCAAAUGUAAUAUAAUUUCACGUUAAUUAUUCUGUAUUUUUUUUAAUACUCUGGUUUAAAGGGUCUGCCUGUCGUGUUGCCAAUAUGAGUUCCUAGCUUGAUUGUAAUGUUUAUUCCUCACAUAUAUUUACUACACCGUGUGCAACAGUCAAUAAACAUUGAAACGGGGAGUUUCCGUUAUUAUGGUUAAAACCAGAUCUACCAAGAUUUCUUGAAUAUAGUUGGGGUUGGACUUUUGCACUCACUAUACACUAAAUUAACUACAGUAUGGUCAUGAGUAAUAGUUCAGUAUGAAAAAUUUUGCCUUACAGAUGGUAAUAUUUAUAAUGCUAAAUUUAACUGCCACUGUCAGACUGGUACCAGCUCAUUGUUUUACAAUGCUGUCAAGGAAUGUACUACAGUAUAUCAUAUUGAAAGCUGCUGGGCUUCACGUCCUUCAAUAAAAUAGCAACACGCUACAUCUUUUCUAUAAAUGCAAAGAAAAAAAAUCAACACAUUUACGAUGAUACAGGUAUUUUGUAUACAGUCUUGUGGCAUGUCAGCGGCACACAGUGUACAUUUAGUGUAUGUGCAAUACAACGGACGAUGCUAGCCGAAGGGAAAAUCUGAAUUGCAGAAUAUUCUCUACAUAUUUGUCGAUGCCAGGACAAUAAACUGUUUGUGAUAAGAGUGGUUUAAACCUGGCUGACUUGGACAAUAAUACAUCUCUCAGUCUCUAUGUCAUAUACAAUGAACAGUAACCUGGCCCCCUUUAUCUUUACAAAAAUGUUUUA